Molecule: messenger RNA, 625 nt
Organism: Aphis gossypii (cotton aphid)
Lineage: Eukaryota; Metazoa; Arthropoda; Insecta; Hemiptera; Aphididae
Product: U6 snRNA-associated Sm-like protein LSm5
Exons: 3
Coding region: 222-497 (91 amino acids)
Biological process (GO): mRNA splicing, via spliceosome
Cellular component (GO): U6 snRNP; U4/U6 x U5 tri-snRNP complex; Lsm1-7-Pat1 complex
Molecular function (GO): RNA binding
Source: RefSeq, a predicted model, not a curated record
UCCUACAGUAAAGUUCUAAACACCACACAGUUGAAUAUAUUAGUAUAUUACACUGCCCGACUGCCGUUAUUUGACACACGCGCUCGUCAAUUAUUAUUCGUUAGCAUAAUAUUCUUGAUACUUAUUUUUUAUAUUCUAUUACUCUAAUAAUUUAGAUAUUAUUCAAUAUUUCAAUAUACCGUUAAAAACUAAUAUAUAAAAAUUCCUAAACCUUAGAAACCAUGGCCACUUCUGUAGCGACUAAUCCUUCAACUUUACUUCCACUCGAACUUGUGGAUAAAUGUAUUGGCUCAAGGAUUCACAUCGUAAUGAAAAACGAUAAGGAAAUAGUUGGUACAUUAUUAGGGUUUGAUGAUUUUGUCAAUAUGUUGCUUGAAGACGUAACGGAAUAUGAAUCUACGCCCGAAGGAAGACGAGUAACUAAAUUGGAUCAAAUAUUGUUAAAUGGAAAUAACAUAACAAUGUUGGUACCUGGUGGUGAAAUGCCUGGAGAAUAACAUUUUUAUUGAUACAUUAAAUACGUCAUAAACAUAUAUAAUAUGUUUAACUAUUAAUAAUGAAUUUAAUGUGUAUAUUUCAAGCCUAUUUAAAUUUUUAAGUCUGAAAUAAAAUAAGUUACUCAUUA